This is a messenger RNA of Dermatophagoides pteronyssinus (European house dust mite), 4525 nucleotides long. RefSeq names its product THO complex subunit 2-like protein (gene tho2). Gene Ontology annotation, cellular component: THO complex part of transcription export complex. Gene Ontology annotation, molecular function: mRNA binding. The record is from RefSeq and is a predicted model, not a curated record. Lineage: Eukaryota; Metazoa; Arthropoda; Arachnida; Sarcoptiformes; Pyroglyphidae. Gene Ontology annotation, biological process: mRNA export from nucleus; mRNA processing.
UAGCGUGUGUAUUUGUGUAUCUGUGUGUGUCAAUAAAAUUCAGAGAGUGAAAGUUUGAUUGGAUUUUUUUUUAAUUUUGUUAAUUUAUCCAUAAUAAUAUAACUGAUUAAUCAAUUUUCGUUAUUGACUUUAAAAUAUUUUAUUAAUUUAAAAAAAUGGUUACAACCAUGUCGACAAUGCCGACAUUGUUGAAAAAAGACAACAAAACUGAAAUAAUCAAACAUUGUUCAUCAUUAAAGGACAUUGAUGUAUUGCGACAGACUAUUUAUAAUCUUGGUCUUCAGGUAGUCCAUGGAGAAGUUACUGCCGAUUUAGCUGUUACAACUUUUUAUGAAAUAAUUAAAUCUAAUGAACAAAUUAUAAGUAUUCUGAGCGAUGUCAUCACCAUAUUGGAUAUUGAAAGUCAAGUACUUGGCCAGAUUGAUUCAAAUAAACGAGAAAACUUUAUUGAAUUUCUUAAACUAUCUAAUAAUAAUAUAAUUUCCGAUUGGUUGCUCAAAGAACGGCUCGAUUAUUCAACUUUAGCUGAUGCUAAAGUAAUCAACAAUGAAAAAGCGGCAUCGACAAAAUUCAUCAAAUUAAAAACCAAGUUAUAUUAUAAACAGCAAAAAUUCAAUCUUUUUCGUGAAGAAAGCGAAGGUUAUAGUAAAUUAUUUACUGAACUAUGUCAGGAUGGUCAAUUUGAUCCUGAUUACAUGUUGAAUGCAAUCAAAUCAUUAAUUGGCUGUUUUAACCUCGAUCCGAAUCGUGUGCUUGAUAUUAUCCUCGAAUGUUUUGAAGCUCGUCUGUAUCUUCGUGAUUCUUUUAUAAAAUUAAUCAAAAAUUUCUCCAACAAUCCUGUAACUUUGAAUCAAAUAUUAGCAUUUAAAUUUAGCUUCUAUAAUGAUAGCGAUAGCGGAAUCGAAGAUCCAUCUGCAUUAUACGAUGUGGCCGCUCUUCUUUUACACAAUAACUUGAUUUGCAUAGAAAACCUAUAUCCAUAUCUUUUUCCAUCAGAUUCGAAAAUCUGUGAAUUGUAUCAAAAUGAUUUGAAUGAGGCAAAAAAUUUCCACAAAAAAGUCUCAGCAAUUUUAGCCGUAGAAGGAGCCAAACAUGAAGAUAUUAACAUAUUUGAAGAAGUUCGAUCACAAAAUAUCGAUGGAAAUCAAAAACUUGGCUUUAUUUUGGCCCUAUUAAAAUUAGGUGAUUGGCCUAAUGCUCAAAAAUUAAUACAAAUGUUACCUGAACAUUUCGCCAUAUCAUAUCCAGAUAUUGGCGAUGCAUUAAGUCAAUUGGUGCACUAUCUUAUCGGUCCAUUAUAUAAACGAAUGUCAACAUUACCUUCCGUACUAUCCGCACGCAUUCCUUUGCACGAAGGCAAUUUUUCGUUUGAACCAAUUGAAGAUAUGAAUGAAUUUCGAACAAGGAUUAUGCCCAUGGUUUUAACCUUUGGUCCUUAUCUAUACCGGGAUCCUUUGCUUAUGACAAAACUACUCAGAGUUAUACGUUCUGCUUUGCAGGCGAAUUUCGAUGAUUUUCGUUAUGAAGUUAUAAAUCUUUUAAACGUUACUAUUUUACCAUCGUUUUCUCUAAUUGAAAGCAAUUCUGCUCUUGGUGAAGAGCUUUGGUCAUUAAUGCGAUUGUUUCCAUACAAUGAACGAUUUCUUUUGUAUAACAUUUGGAAAGUCGAACCAACAAAUCCAUUGCUUAUAAAAAUGAAAUGUUUCACAAUGCGUCGUAUCAAAUAUAUUAUGAAACGGAUAAGCAAAGAUAAAGACAGUAUUAAGCAAUCUGGAAGAUCAAUAGGCAAGCUUAGCCAUUCAAAUCCAACAUUUUUAUUUGAAUAUAUGCUAGGACAGAUUCAAUCGUACGAUAACUUAAUUGGACCUGUGGUUGAUUCGCUUAAAUAUCUUUCAUCUGUAUCAUACGAUGUUUUAUUAUUUUGUGUCAUUGAAGCAUUAUCGAACCCAACCCGCGAACAUUCGAAACAUGAAGGCACGAGUAUUUCACCUUGGCUUCUUAGUUUAGCCAAUUUUUGUGGAUCUGUUAUUAAAAAAUAUCAAAUUGAAUUACCUGGUUUAUUACAGUUUGUUGCCAAUCAACUGAAACUGGGAAAAUGUCUGGAUCUGUUAAUCUUAAAAGAAAUUGUACAAAAAAUGACCGGCAUAGAAACUUCAGAAGAAAUGACCAAUGAACAACUUGAAGCAAUGAGCGGUGGUGAAUUACUUCGUACUGAAGGUGGAUCAUUCAAUCAGAUUCGAAACAUAAAAAAAUCUACUCUCCGUCUGAAAGAAGCAUUACUUGAAAAUAAUUUAGCCAUGCCUUUGUGUAUUCUUAUGGCACAGCAGCGGAAUUGUAUUGUUUUUCAAAGCGAAAACACUCAUCUCAAAUUGAUUGGCAAACUAUAUGACCAAUGUCAAGAGACAUUGGUUCAAUAUGGAAAUUUUCUUUCAAAUGCAUUGACAAUCGAUGAUUACAAACGGAGGCUACCAUCAUUGAAAGAGUUACUUUUGGACUAUCAUCUUAGUCCCGAUGUUACCUUUUUCCUUAUGCGACCGAUGAUUAGUCAUGAUAUUACUUCAGUAUUUGAAGAACUCGUUGCACAACGAGCAGGCGAAAAAUCCAAGCAAGUUUUAUUCGAAAGUUUUAAUCAGGCCAGUGAAAUGGUAUUGAAUCCAAUGGUAGAAUCGAUAAAACCUGCUCUGAGUAGCCAAGUUUCCAUCGAUCUCAAUCCUAGAUUUUUCAUCAGUUUCUGGACACUUACAAUGUAUGAUCUUCAGGUCCCGGAAAAAAGUUAUCUUCGCGAACGAAACAAAAUCAAUCAACAAAUUCAAAUGCUUGAAGAUAAUAAAGAUAUGGUUUUAAGCAAGAAGCGCAAGGAAAAAGAUCGUCUGGUUAGUAUCAUAACUAAAUUGACAAAUGAAGCUCAGCAACAGAAUGAACAUGUAACAAAAGUAAUUCAUCGUUUGGAAAAUGAGAAAAAACAUUGGUUCGAAUCUAAUGUUAACAAAAUUGAUGUAACUACAAAUUUUCUUCAACACUGUUUAAUACCUCGAUGUAAAUUUACAGCUUCGGACGCCCUUUAUUGUGCUAAGUUUGUUCAUUUUUUACAUUGUCUCAAGACACCCAACUUUUCCACACUAAUCUGUUUGGAUCGAAUUUUUGGAGACAUUUCCAAUACAAUGAGUUCAUGUACCGAAAAUGAAGCAAAUCAUUAUGGACGAUUUUUAUGCGCAAUUCUCGCCAUCGUAAUGCAAUGGCAUAAGGAUAUUAAAGUAUUCGAAGUAGAAUGUGCAAAAUAUCCAGGAUUUGUAACGAAAUUUUGUGAGAAAGAUCCCGUUCAUAUCGACUAUGAAUCGUAUCGCCAUGUAUGCCAUAAAUGGCAUUAUCGCUUAACCAAAGCAUUUAUUCUCUGUCUUGAUUCGGGCGAUUAUAUUCAAAUACGGAAUUCCUUAAUUGUUCUCACUAAAUUAUUACCACAUUUUCCCGUAAUGAUCAGUUUUGCGCAGGCUAUUGAACGACGUUUGGAAAAAAUUCGCACUGAAGAAAAAGAAAAGCGACCUGAUUUGUUUGUAUUGGCCACUGGAUACUCAGGUCAAUUGAAAUCCCGAAAAGGAACAUUCAUACCUGAAAGUGAAUUUCAUGAAAAGGAGAGUAAAAAGAUGCAGUCAUCGAAUUCAUCUUUUCAUCAGCAGCACGCUCAACAGCAAAAAGAUUCUGAUGGUUCUCAACAUCAAUCGCAAACAAAAUCAGAACCGACGACCGCUGAAAUAAAAAAGGAAUCCUAUCGUGUUGAAGAUCCCCAGAAAAUCUCUAGCAGCAGUAGUAAUAAAUCGAGUAAAAGUAGUUCAUCGAAAAUAUCAUCCAAUCGAAUUGUCGAACCAGAAACCACGAUGGAAUCAUCAUCGAAGAAAUAUAAAUCUGAAUCGAUGACUCGAAUGAAAAAAUCCGAAGAAAAAUCAUCUACCUCAUCAAUUUCAAGUCAAUCCAGCGUUGUUAAUUCUAAGGAACAAUCAACAAUUUCUUCGAUAAAAAUCGAAUCACGUGCAUCAUCCGCAUCUAGUUCACCUAAGCGUGGUGAUUACCGUAGCAACAAAGAUGAUAUUGAUGGUAACAGUAACAAUGAUUACCGUAAACGAAAAUUGGAACACACUAGAGGAUCAUCGGAGCGUGAUAUGACAAUAAAUGACAAACGAUUCAAAGAAUCGGAAAUAGCGCAUCCAGCAUCAUCAUUGUCAUCAUCAUCAUCAUCAUUGCAACAACCAACUAGAUCAUCAUCACGCGAAAAGAAAUCAUCAUUACGAAAAAGACAGACCAAAGAUUCCAUACCAUCAUCCACCAUUCAAGAAGUUCCAGAUAUGAUGAAACCAACACGUAAAACAAAAGAUGAUUUGUCGGGCUCAAGUAGAAAGAAUGCAAGUGAAAGUUCCUCUAGUAGUAGCAAUAGUAAACGACCAUCAAGACGUUAUAAAACCGAUGUGGACAAAUAAUAUAAACAAUGGAUCAAGUUUUUUGUUUUUUGGCUUCGGAUAUGGCUUCUAUCAUG